Messenger RNA from Ceratitis capitata (Mediterranean fruit fly), 2329 nucleotides. Its product is annotated as xenotropic and polytropic retrovirus receptor 1 homolog. Bases 183 to 2168 code for a protein of 661 amino acids. NCBI's taxonomy places the organism in Eukaryota, Metazoa, Arthropoda, Insecta, Diptera, Tephritidae. Gene Ontology annotation, biological process: cellular response to phosphate starvation; phosphate ion transport. The transcript is spliced from 8 exons. Gene Ontology annotation, cellular component: cytoplasm; Golgi apparatus; plasma membrane. The record is from RefSeq and is a predicted model, not a curated record. Gene Ontology annotation, molecular function: inositol hexakisphosphate binding.
UUAAAAAAAAAAACAAAUCCUAACGGUUAUGAGAUUUUUCAAAUCACAAAUUAGUUUGAGUCUAAGUUUGGCGUUUGUCGUUGGCACACCGGUGUGAGCUUACAACUUUACAAUUUAAAAAUUUAAAAAAUUCAAGCAAAUGCAAGCUCCAGAUCGUCGGCGUAAAAAGGAUCGCAUUCGAAAUGAAAUUUCAACAAAAUCUACAAUCCCAUCUAACACCGGAAUGGCGUACGCAGUACAUCGAUUAUGCUCACCUGAGGCAAAUGAUCCUCGAUGCGAUUGAGUUUGCACCAUCGGAGAACAGCGCUGAGCAGCGCGUGUAUUUUAUGCAAUUUCAGCAAAAUUUCCACGAACUGUGUAAUAAGGAAUUGGAGAAAAUUAAUAUGUUCUACGAGGCCAAGUUGGCUGAGAUCAAUCAUAAAUUUACAAUUCUAAGAGAUGAGCUGAAGUUGGUUGGUGAAAUGGCCGAUACGAAUCUGUUGGCCCGUCCAUCGAUACGCAUUAGCAAUCGCCAAUAUCAGCAAACUUUGGAUAUGACCAAGAUAUUGACACGACAUGCAACGCACGAUUUCAAAGCAGCCUUCAGUGAGCUGUACUUGAAUACCAUACUCUUGCGGAACUAUCAGAUUUUGAAUUACACCGGUUUUCGUAAGAUACUCAAGAAAUAUGAUAAGCGCAUACGUGGCCGCGCUGGUCAUGACUAUAUGUUGGCGAAUGUGGAGAAAGCGUCAUUUCAUAAAAGUCACGAAACCAAAGUUCUUUUGAAGAAAAUUGAGGACAUCAUGACGUAUAAUUUGGAGCAUGGUAAUCGACAUAAGGCUAUGGAAAGGUUACGUGUGCCACCACUAGCUGAUAAAUCACAUCCGUGGACUUCGUUUCGUACAGGUUUCUCGCUGGGUGCUCUCAUUGUUUUGGGAAUCAUGGUUGUUUUAUCGUUCACCAUGAAAGUCAUCGAUGUGGAUGUCGUCACCUGUGUACUACUCUUUCGUGGACCUUUUACCAUGAUACUAUUUUUAGGUUUGCUCAGCUUGAAUGUCUACAUUUGGCGUUAUGUUGGCAUCAAUCACGUGCUCAUAUUUGAAUUGAAUCCUCGAAAUUAUUUGGCCGCCGUCCAAAUUCUGGAAAUAGCCGUUGUAUUCGGUUGCAUAUUGUCUUUACUGACACUCGCCUUUCUGCAUUCCCAGUACCUUGGAAUGCCCCCCUAUGUAUUUCCACUCGCCAUGCCCUUAAUUAUGAUUGCAUUCCUCAUCAAUCCAAUACGGAUAUUUCAUUAUCAAUCACGUAUGUGGCUGCUGCGAUAUUUGGGUCGCAUUGUUUGUGCACCAUUUUUCAGUGUCGUCUUCGUUGAUUUUUGGCUAGCCGAUCAGUUCAAUUCGCUGGUGGCACUCUUCGUCGAUUACAGUCACAUUAUCUGUUACUACACUACGCCAUUUGACUGGUAUCAUGCUAAGGAGCCGACUACAUGCGCCACGAAUCAACGUUAUACGGCUUUGAUACGAGUACUGCCGGCUUGGUUUCGUUUCGCACAGUGCCUUCGGCGUUAUUAUGACGAUUCUAAGCGACCCAAGAAAUAUCUCAUCAAUGCGGGAAAAUAUGCGACGACAUUUUUUGUGGUGUUUUUCGAUUUUAUGAUGAAAUACCAGGAAGCUUCCUAUAGCAGUCGAUUUAAAAAUCCUUUUAUUUGGCUUAUGCUAAUAGCGGCUAUUGCGUCGUCAACUUAUGGCUUGGCGUGGGAUUUUCUAAAUGAUUGGGGUCUCUUUCGCCGCGAUUGUGGCGAGCAUAAAUAUUUACGUUCGCAAAUUCUCUAUCGGCCGAGUUUCUACUAUUUUUUGAUAGUUGAAAAUUUUUUGUUACGUUUCCUGUGGGCUUACGUAUUCAUAUUGGAUGAAACGAAUGUGGUUACUAGAAGAAUAAUGGCGCCCAUAGCGGAUAUUUUGGAGGCAAUACGACGUUUCCUAUGGAAUUUCAUUCGUUUGGAGAAUGAGCAUUUAAAUAAUUGUGGUAAAUUUCGUGCCGUUCGUGACAUCUCAAUUACAGUUAUUGAAAAACCAUUUCGUGGUUCUUUGAUUUCGCUUUCUGAUCCCUCUGCGAAACCUACAAACAAUUGGCGAAAAGGUGCUAAACUUAAUGUGACAAAUAAUCCGAAAAAGGCCACCAUGCUUGUGUAGUAUUAAAAACACAAAAUAUUUCAAUUUUUAAUUAACUUUACUCUUAAUUUUAUAAAUAAGUUAUUAACUACUUAAGCUCUAAAAGUUGUGAUUGUUAAAAGUCCUUGUUUUCUCACUUAAGUUAAAAAGUUAAAUAAAUACUUAUGUAUUCCUUCAUUAUA